AUGUCUACUAAACAAGCAGAGCCUGCUGAGUUUAUUACUCUGGCCUCUAAUGAUGGGUUCGAGUUCGUGAUCCCUAGGAGUGCUGCCUGCGUAUCGGGUACCAUCCGUAGAAUGCUAGAACCUACAAGUAACUUCUCAGAGGCAGUCACGGGACGUUGUGUACUGGAGACGAUGAACGGUGUUGUGCUAGAAAAGGUUUGCGAGUACCUUCUCUACAAUGAACGAAAUAAGGGCCAAACCAAUGUCCCUGACAUGGACAUCCCGCCUGAACUCUGCUUAGAGUUGCUUAUGGCCGCAGAUUACCUGGAUAGUUAG
This is a messenger RNA of Nannizzia gypsea CBS 118893, 315 nucleotides long. RefSeq lists its product as hypothetical. The record is from RefSeq and is a predicted model, not a curated record. Gene Ontology annotation, biological process: ubiquitin-dependent protein catabolic process. The transcript has 3 exons. The coding region runs from base 1 to 315 and encodes 104 amino acids. Gene Ontology annotation, molecular function: protein-macromolecule adaptor activity. Lineage: Eukaryota; Fungi; Ascomycota; Eurotiomycetes; Onygenales; Arthrodermataceae. Gene Ontology annotation, cellular component: elongin complex.